GUUCGAUGGCCGGCCAUCGAGGACGUUGGCUGGCGCGCUUCGCGUCAGUCGUGGCCGCGCCGCCCGCGCCGCGCUUGGCGACGCUGCGCCGCCACCUCCAGGCCGGCGAUGUCACUCGCGCGCUCUCACUGCGGUCGCCCAACUCGGCCGCCAAGCUCGAUGUGCUCACCGACUUUGUUGCGCACAUUGAUGCGCUCAACCCGGCGCUUGCGCAAAAGACCGCUGCGUUCUUCAUGAAGCGCGACGUACACCUCGCGCCGACGCUGCUGCGUGCGUACGAGACGCUCAACGUGACCUUGCCGCCCGCUGCGCUCAAGGACAUGCUCAUGGCGCUCUCCCAAGCCGGGGAAACCCGCGCUGUGCUCCAAGUGCUGCAGAUGGCGCAGACGCGCAACAUGCAUGUGCCACCGGAGGCGUUGCUGCAGUGCUUUCUCGCGUGCGAACCAACGGACGACCGCGGCCCGCGCGACCCGCGCCCGCUCGCAUCGCCGCUCCUUGCGCUCUUGCAGCAGCAGCGCGUCAACGUGAGCUACCCGUCGUUUGGCGCGUCCAUCGUGCGCGUCUGCCUCAAGCUCGAUGCGAUUCCAGAAGCCCUCGCGAUCGCCACGGCACUGUAUCCGACUCUGCCGCCACCGCUGGCCAACCUCGUCGACAAUCUCCGCGCGCUCCACGCGUAUCCGGAUUUCCAAAGUCUCUGGGUGCAGUUUGCAUUGUGCCAUAACAAGGACGUGGCUGAGCCGCUCUUUCAAGCGCUGCAAAGCUCGCCCAUUGCGCUGCAGGCAUCCGGCAAGCUUCUCAGCAGCGUGGCGUCGGCGCUCUUCCGCCAAGGCAAGCAUGGCUUGGCGUGCGACGCGGUGGCGGCCGCGUUGCGCGUGGCGCCGGUGCCGUACCACGUGUUUGCAACGGGCUUUAGCGGCAUGACGGUCUCGUCGUACGGCCUCUCGACGCUGUUGGAGCUUCUCUGGACCGCGAUCGAGUCGGAUCACAUUGACGACGGCGCCAGCCUCCGCCACGUGGACGCCGCGAUCCGCGCCUGUUUGCGGCACAAUGACGUGGCAAACGCGCUGCGCUUGUACGCGUAUCUUUCGAAAGACGCGCCGCCCGAACCGUCGCGGUACACGGCCACGAUGGACUACCUCGCGCUCGCCCCGGCCGAGUGCCACCACCACCUUCUCGCUUUUCUCGUACACCGGCGCACGGACACGGCGAUGGCCCUUUUCGAAAGUCUAGUCAAGGCCAACGUUCCGAUCUCGCCCAAGACGCUCAAGGACAUGGUCAUGGCCGUCCACCGGACCCCGGGGCACGUGGUCACGCUUCUCGAGUACGCCUUGUCGUCUCGUGUGGCACUGCCCGUCGUGAUGGCGACGACGAUUCUCUCCAAAGGCGGCAAGGACCACGAAGAGGUUGUCGACGCGAUCUUGAACCUCAUGGACGCCGACUUGAUCCUGACCAACGGCAUCGUCCUUGGGGCAACGGUUUCCGACUACGACACGGCGUCGCACGCCGCGCAGCGGGCGCUGGCCCUUGGUCGGCGUCAGCUCGGGCGCAUGCUCGCCGACACCACCGCGUCCCAUCCAGUCGAUGUCACGGGUAUUGUCAGGUUCCUCGUGCUUCAUGAGCCCGAGAUUGGCAUGGCGCGCUUCCGGCAGUGCGCGGCCGCGUCCAUGGUGCUCACGCCUCGGACGAUCGUGGCGCUGCUGCGACACGCGGCGACGACCGUCGACGACGUCAACGCGCUCAUUACGUACGCCAAGUCGACGCAGUGCGUGUUGCCAGGACACAUUGUCGGCGAGGUCCUCGACAAGUUUGGCCCGCCGUCCACUGCCUCGUCGAUUUGAUGGCGUCGCGCAUGGUGACGCUCAACCGUCACGGGCUCCGAUCCAUUUUGUAUGCGUCGCAGGACCCCGUCAUGGUGCAGAAAUGCAUGGAGCUGGGUCUAGAGCGCGGGUUUGACUUGCCCCUGCACCUUCUCCACGCCUAGUUUUGGUACUGGCUUUGAAUUUAAUAUCGUAUCUUCGCCUCACAUGUGGUGUCACCGGAAUCGCAAGGGCCUGGCGAGCGAGAACAAGCGUGCGAGAUUGCGACGGCAAGAUCAAGCAAAGCCAGCUACAUCACACGUGCUCGACAGGACAUAUUGUGCUGCAACACGCGCGUCGACUGUAGCUACCGGUACGAGCAGCUCCAACUCGAGGGCGAACUGCUGGGCGAACCUUGUCUGUCGGCGGGCCGGACGCCACCGUAUUUUGACACAAUACACAAUACACAAUACAUCUUGCCGCAAGAGAAACUGAGUCCGACCCCGUA
Saprolegnia diclina VS20 is the source of this 2304-nucleotide messenger RNA. RefSeq lists its product as hypothetical. NCBI's taxonomy places the organism in Eukaryota, Oomycota, Saprolegniomycetes, Saprolegniales, Saprolegniaceae. The record is from RefSeq and is a predicted model, not a curated record. The coding region runs from base 6 to 1838 and encodes 610 amino acids. The transcript is spliced from 2 exons.